Molecule: messenger RNA, 5889 nt
Organism: Contarinia nasturtii (swede midge)
Lineage: Eukaryota; Metazoa; Arthropoda; Insecta; Diptera; Cecidomyiidae
Gene: vkg
Product: collagen alpha-1(IV) chain
Exons: 52
Coding region: 212-5725 (1837 amino acids)
Cellular component (GO): collagen trimer
Molecular function (GO): extracellular matrix structural constituent
Source: RefSeq, a predicted model, not a curated record
CCGUUCUCAUAAAAAACGGUUGGCUUUUUUAUAAGGAGAAGAAAAUUGAGGUUUAACGAAAAAAAAAAACAGUUAGUGUUUGUGUUAAUAACGGCAAUUUAGUGUGAUUAGUACAUUUUAAUGUGCCUAUAGUUGGGAAUAAAGUGUUUUUAUUUUUGGAUUGAUGACAGUAUUGUUUUUGAGCUAAUUGACGACGAUUAAAAGAGUGAAAAUGAAUCUGCUCACAGGUCAAUAUGGCCUGAGCAAUUUUUUCCAUAAAAACUAUUCGCUUUUAUUUGUGGGUAUUUUACUUAUGCUCGGUGUUGUUGAGUGUAAAAAUGCCACAAAGGAAUGCAAUAAAGAACCGUGUAAAUGUGAAGGAAUUAAAGGCGCUUUAGGAUCACAAGGACCAUCGGGCGUACCUGGUCUAGAAGGAGAACCCGGAGAUAUUGGAUAUGAUGGACCGCCUGGCCGACCCGGAGAAGUUGGAGAUAAUGGUGAAUAUGGCUCACAAGGGGAAAAAGGAUUUAGAGGGGAGCAAGGUGAGCCCGGACAUCGUGGAAUUAACGGAAUGCCUGGUUUACCUGGAGAAGAGGGACCACGCGGUCCAUUUGGUCUCGAUGGAUGCAACGGAACAGAUGGAACUGUUGGAAUUCCGGGAAAUCCCGGUUAUCCAGGACAGCGUGGUGCACCUGGUGAGCCGGGUAGAACUGGUCCAAGAGGCGAUCCGGGAGAGGGUGGUAUCAAUUCAAAAGGCACAAAAGGAUUAAGAGGGGAGCCUGGAAAGCCCGGUUUACCGGGAUAUAAAGGAUUUACUGGAAUGCCUGGACUUAGAGGAUACGAUGGCAGAGUUGGUCCGAUGGGUUACAAAGGAGAGCAAGGAGACUCUGGACCCCCCGGUGAUGAUGCAAAUUCGCAACCGCCACUUCGAAGCAGAGGUGCUAAAGGACCAAAAGGGCCACCGGGUGAUGUCGGCGAAAGUGGUGCAUUUGAGUUACCUGUAGUGGAUGUAACUGUACGUUCAGGCGCAAAGGGUGAAAAAGGUUUCAAAGGACCAAUGGGCGAUAAAGGUCCACGCGGUAAUUACGGUUAUGCCGGAGCGAAAGGUGAACGCGGUUUUAAAGGAUAUAAAGGUGAAGAAGGUUCCGUUGGUGAUCGAGGAAAAGUUGGACGAGAUGGUGAAGCAGGCGCUCCUGGUGAAAAAGGAGCAAAAGGUGCUCCAGGAUAUGCUGGAAGAGACGGUGCCGACGGUUUGAAAGGUGAAAUCGGGGAAGAUGGUUAUAAUGGUGUGCCAGGUUUACAAGGUCCACCCGGUUUGCCUGGUAUUUACGAUCCAAGCUUAGAUGAAAAGUCGGACGGUCCAAUUGGACCUCAAGGUGACGUCGGAGAAGAUGGAAUCAGAGGCACGGUUGGCGCUACAGGCGAACGUGGACGGCCAGGUCAAAGCGGUGUGCCGGGCCCUCCAGGAGAUCCAGGCAUUGACGGUUUACCAGGUCGCAAAGGUUUAACUAUUCCCGGACAGCCAGGAGAUCAAGGAGAACCGGGGCCAAUGGGACCAAUGGGUCCAGUUGGCAUUCCAGGUGCUGUUGGUAGACCAGGAUUGCAAGGAUUCCCUGGCGCAAAUGUACAAGGACAAAAAGGUAUAUCGGGUGCGGAUGGACGGCCAGGUGUGAUUGGAUUCGUUGGAGAACGAGGAGAACCGGGGCUGCCUGGAGAUAAAGGUCUACCCGGAAUUGGAUUUAAUAUAACUGGUCCACCUGGUUUUGAUGGUAUGCCGGGCCGUAGAGGAAUGCCUGGUGUGCCCGGAUUUGAUGGCUAUCAUGGUUUGAAAGGAGACAAAGGUUUACGUGGUGACGAUUGCGGUUUUUGUCCACCUGGAUAUCCUGGCGAGAAAGGAGAAAUUGGAGAAACAGGUCGACCAGGUUUUAGUGGAUCAGCUGGUAUUAGAGGAAGAACAGGUGCUCGUGGUUUGAAAGGACUUCAAGGCAAACUUGGACAACAAGGACCACCCGGAAUAAGAGGUCCACCUGGAGCCAAUGGUGAACCAGGAAGAGAAGGACCAAAGGGAAAAAGAGGUUUGAUCAUCGAAAGUGACACUCAAAAAGGAGUGGCAGAGGUUGGAGAUAUUGGAGAUGUUGGAUAUCCAGGUUUACAAGGACCUGAUGGUGAUACUGGAGCACCUGGUCUACCGGGAUUCCCUGGAUUGGAAGGAGCCAAAGGUGAAACUGGUCUCGAUGGUAUUCCAGGAACUCCUGGACGUGAUGGUAUAAACGGCAGAGAUGGAUUGGAUGGAGCUCCAGGCGCUCCCGACAAUACACCGAAAGAAUUUUUACGUGGAUCACCAGGUCUAAAAGGAUUUAAGGGUCCAAAGGGCGAGCCCGGCGAAGAUGGAAAAAGAGGAGAAACUGGUGAUUUACCCGAUCCAAUAUGGGAUGGUUCAAAAGGAGACAGAGGCGAACCCGGUGAACCCGGUGAUCAAGGCUUGCAAGGAUUCCGUGGCUUGAAAGGAUACAGAGGCCCUCCCGGUGUUCCAGGUUUCAAAGGUGACAAUGGAUAUCCCGGAGAAAUAAUUGAAGGUCCUGAAGGAAACAAGGGAUACAGAGGUUUGCCCGGUAAUCAUGGUCCAAUCGGUGUUUCGGGCCUACCCGGAAUUGAUGGUGAGGCUGGACAGGAUGGACUUCGAGGCAUAAAAGGAUCACGUGGUGAAUCGGGCAGUGGUCUUUUGAUGGGCGAAUGGGGUGAACAAGGUGACGCCGGUGAAGAUGGAGAAAUCGGAGAUAAAGGUUUCCAAGGAUUAACAGGAUUAAGAGGCGCUCCUGGACCUAGAGGUGUUAAGGGUGAGAUGGGAGACAUUGGACCACAAGGAAUUCAAGGAUUAGAAGGAAUUAAAGGACAAAGAGGUGACAUUAUUUAUGGAGAUAUGGGUCCACCUGGAGCACCAGGACGUGAUGGAGCAUCAGCACCUUAUGGAGAUAAAGGUCACAAAGGAGAUAUUGGUUGGCCAGGAAUGCCAGGAUUGCCUGGACCAAGAGGUGACGAUGGAGAAGCAGGUCGACCAGGCGAUGAAGGAGAUGUCGGAGAGCCUGGAGAUUUUGGACCACCAGGAAUGUUUGGUAUUCGUGGUGUUGAUGGCGAAUUAGGUGACCAAGGGGAUAUUGGAUAUGUCGGUAAACCAGGUUACACCGGCAGAAGAGGUAUUUCUGGAUUACAAGGACCCAAAGGCGAGACCGGAGAUCAAGGGCCACAAGGAAAAAAUGGUCGCAAUGGUUUAGAUGGUCGGAAAGGUGAAAGAGGAGACUAUGGUUAUUUCGGAGCGGUUGGUGAAAAGGGAGAACCAUCCUUUAGUGGUGUGAAAGGAGAGAUGGGUAAUCCCGGUUUGACGGGUCCACAUGGUUAUAACGGCAGACCAGGCUUGAGAGGGCCAAAAGGGGAAGAGGGAGACGCUGGAUUGGUGUACCAAGGAUCUGAAGGGCCAAAAGGUGAAGCCGGUAUUCCCGGUCGAUUUGGAUACGAUGGAUUCCCAGGCAUCAAAGGAGAACGCGGUGAUUCCGGGGAAUUCGGUGAAUUUGGCGAAUCCGGAGAUGAAGGCAUGAUGGGCUUACCGGGCUACAGAGGAAGAAACGGGUUGAAAGGUUUGCCAGGCUUACUUGGAUUGAGAGGCGAAUCUGGUGCAAAUGGACCGCAAGGCGAUGUAGGUGACGAUGGUAUUCCUGGACAAAAAGGUUUCAAAGGCGAUUUUGGUGAUGUUGGUUUUCAAGGAGAAGAGGGAGAAAAGGGGGAACAAGGUGAUGUGGGAUUGCCAGGCCCUGCUGGAGCUGUUCCAAUUGUAUACGUUGCUCCAGGUCAAAAGGGUGAAAGAGGAGACUACGGAAAUUCGGGCGCACCGGGACGAAAGGGUGCAGAAGGUGCGUUAGGAUCUCCGGGUAGACACGGAAGAAAAGGAGAGUACGGACUUCAAGGAGAGGCUGGACUUGAUGGCUCACCAGGUUUGCCCGGUGCAAGUGGUGACAAAGGUGUGAAGGGUUUCCGAGGCCCAGCUAGUCAAUUUGCUGAAAGAGGCGAACCUGGAUUACCAGGUCUUGAUGGUUUGCCUGGUCGUGAAGGAAUGCUCGGACCUAAAGGAGCUCCAGGCGAUUACGGAGAUGAUGGUGAAGCAGGUCUCGUCGGAUUUCCGGGCUUGAGUACACCUGGUGUGAAAGGGGACAUGGGAGACGUUGGCUAUCAAGGUGCUCCAGGCUUAAAUGGUUUGCCAGGAUUAAAAGGACUUCCAGGACCUCAAGGAGAGACUGGUUUCAAAGGAGAGCAAGGUCCACAAGGUCAAAUGGUACGUGGCUCCAAAGGUGAAAUCGGUGAAACAGGAUAUGAAGGAUUCGCCGGUCUCGAUGGAUUAAAAGGCUUACAAGGCGAGAUGGGAUAUCCUGGAUUUAAAGGACCAAGAGGACCACGCGGUUUAAUCGGCGAACAAGGUGAUGUUGGAUGGCAUGGUAUUGAUGGAGUUGAUGGAGCCAAGGGUGUGAAAGGUGAACGCGGUUACACAUAUCCAUAUGAAUUGGCGCCAAGAGGAGAGCCCGGCAUCGAUGGAUUACCCGGACUGAAGGGACCAUUGGGAGACGAUGGUUUUCCAGGCAUUCCCGGAGUUCAAGGCGUUCGUGGAUUACGUGGCUUCGGAGGCGAAGUUGGACUACCAGGUCUUGAAGGUCCAGACGGAAUUAAAGGUGCUGCGGGAGAUCGUGGACCACCUGGUUUGAAUGGAUUAGACGGUUAUCCGGGUACAAAGGGAGAACGUGGUGACGAUGCACAAGUACCACCACAAGCAAAAUCACGCGGAUAUGUAUUCGCACGGCAUUCGCAAAAAACUGAAAUUCCACAAUGUCCACCAAAUUCAAAUAAAUUAUGGGAAGGUUAUUCGUUGGCCAGUGUAAUUGGAUCAAGUCGGGCGGUUGGUCAAGAUCUUGGCUUGGCCGGAUCGUGCAUGUUACGAUUCUCAACAAUGCCAUACAUGUUCUGUGACGUCAAUAAUAUUUGCAGUUAUGCCGAAAAUAACGAUGACUCUCUAUGGCUGUCAACCGAAGAACCAAUGUUACCAAUGAUGAAUCCAAUUCCAGCAACUGACGUUCAAAAUUACAUUUCCAGAUGCGCUGUAUGCGAAACAAGAACACGUAUCAUUGCCAUUCACAGUCAAUCAAUGAAAUUGCCAGAUUGUCCAACUGGUUGGGAAGAAUUAUGGACUGGAUACUCAUAUUUAAUGUCAACAACUGACAACAGCGGUGGAUUUGGUCAAAAUCUCAUCUCGCCUGGUUCUUGUUUGGAAGAAUUCCGACCACAACCAGUGAUUGAAUGUCAUGGACAUGGUAAAUGCAACUAUUAUGAUCAACUGGCAUCAUUCUGGUUGGCUGUCAUCGAAGAUGGUCAACAAUUCAGACGACCAGCACAACAAACACUGAAAGCCGAUCACACAAAAAUGAUCAGCAGAUGUACGGUUUGUCGUAAAAUUGAACGAAGCAAAAAUCCGGUACCACAUGAACCAAUCACUCAUCAGCCACCACAAGAGCAAAGAGCUAAACCGGUAAAAACUGUUCCUUACCCCCGUCCCGAUCAAAGUCGUUACUAUGCUCCGGCCAAUCAACGUGUACGUCAACCCUACCAACAACAACAACCCUACCAACCACAACAAUCCUACCAACAACAACAACAACAGCCACGACGACGCAUUUAUCCAAAUAUUUACAACAGACAGUCCGGUUAAAAAAAUGGCGACAUUGAUAAGGAAUUUAAUAUAGUUUAAAUGUUUGUGUUCCUUACAAACGAUGUUUAUAAAAAAAUAAGAAAAAAACAACACUUUGAACAAAUGCCAUUCAAAACGAAAUAAAGAAUUCUUACAUGUAUGGAUAUUUUUAUAUUGUAACUGAC